CGAGGCGGACUAGGACAACUGAACCUCCUUGCUGUGCCAUGGGAACUUCGUGCCAAGACGCGUGUUGCCAAAGUCUGUGGGAGCAUGAGGUUGUCAGUAUUCAGGCGGCGCCAGCCUAUCAGAAUGAACUUGAGGCGUUCAAAGAUGAAACCCAAGCACCCGAUGAACCAGUGAAACCUGUUGCGGGGGAAGCUUCACCAGUUUCUGAGAAUGUCCUUGUAUCAUUUGGUGAUGAAGCAGAAGUUUGUCAUUGGGAGUCACCAGCAGAAGCCUCGAUUGCAAUCGGUGCAGCACAGACUGGAAGUGGUAGCGUCCAACCCUUGAAACUGGAAGUUGAAGAUACGAAGUUGCUUCGAGCUUCACUCUUGUCUUCUGUGCUGAGUCGAGUUGGGACUGAACUACGUGCCAACAGUCUAUCGCAAACAUUCACGGAGGAUCAGGCGACCUCCUUGUACCGCAAAUCCACAGAAGUGCAAAAGAUUGACUACUUCAUCAGCCAUUGCUGGCAAGACAGCCGUGUUGCCAAAGUUUUUGCCCUGUACAUCCACAGCAAUUUGUGGGCAGCGGUGAUUCUUUCCAUUUUGGUGGCGCUUGUGUCUUCUCUCCUAACUUACUGGCAAGUUCUACCGGUUGUGAAGGCAGACGGAAUGGACAUUUUUCAUUUCCCGUGGGCAUUCUUCUUGGGCUGUGCUUCGUUCUUCCUUGCUUUGUGCACGUGGCAUCAAAUACGCGAUCUAUCUGGCUUCAGGCGCCACUACUUCCUCGACAAGUUUUGUGUCCAUCAGAAAGAUGCGGACCUGAAGCGGAGGGGAGUGCGAGCUUUUGCUGGAUUUGUCGCAGCCUCGCAGCGGUUGCUGUUGCUGUGGAGCCCACGAUAUUUUACGCGGCUUUGGUGCACACUGGAGAUGGCUGCACUCGUGACGUCCAAAAAGGAAGAAGGAUCUUUGCCUGUGGACAUUAUUCCGCUGACUCUGGCCCAUGUCAGUGUGUCGGGUUGGAUGGUUGCAUUCAUUGUCGUUGGCACAACUCAGAUCAACAGAGUCAUCGGAAAUCCUCUACCAGAUGCUGCAAUCAUUUUUAUCUCCUGCUGGACAUCGACUUACUUUUUGACUGCUGUUUUAAGGCAGUAUUCACGAGAUCGCCAUGCCUUGGAGAAGCAACUGCAGGCAUUCUCCAUUCAUGAAGCAGAAUGCUCGUUGAAUCGCGACCGUGAGUGUGUCGAGAACAGUGUCCUGCAAUGGUUUGAGGAUGUUGACAGCUGCAAUCAGCAUGUUCGUCAAGCGGUACGCCAACAAGUACUCUCUGCUCUGGGUCCUGCGUCACACUAUUCCACGCGCCUGCUUGUGCCAAUGGUCCUUUUCUUUGCCUUCAAUGAGGCAGACUACAUAGUUGGUGGUUACUACAUGGACAAUGCGCUCAGGAAGAUCGCGGCCUUUUUUGGGAUGUCCGCUAUUAUCUUGUCGUUGAUUCCUGUGGUGUAUCACCUGUCGCUUGCUUAGUACAGCCUUGAUUUGGGUUCUCUCACUUGCUUUUACCUCAUGUGGCAGUCCCUCACCAAUCUCACGCCAUCUUGUUUCAAAAAGGAGCAUGGAAGGCUCGUGGAUAUGGUGAUCAACUUGCUGAUGUCUGGCAGCGUGACCACUUUCUGUGCGGGCACCUUUUUGAUUCGCUCAAUUGUAGUCAAUCCUGAUAUGCCAGUCUGGGUUGUUUUAAUCCCAGCUUUUGCCAUCGCAGCAGCAAUGUGGAUGCAGAGAGCUUCUUUCGAUUGUGCCAGACGAAGUCGACAAUCACUUUGACUCGCUGCAUAAUGACCCGAAUGUACAGUUUGCAUGCGCAGUUUCACGAGAAAUUCUAAUUGUCAAGACAUGCGCUUGUUGGGCGUGCGCAAAACAAACCGAUUCGGGUUUUGUAAGGAUCACGAUGUGCACAGGCUUGAGUGUGACGCAAGGCCAGUUUGGCUUGCAAGUGUACAAUGAAGAUCAG
Durusdinium trenchii is the source of this 1983-nucleotide messenger RNA. NCBI's taxonomy places the organism in Eukaryota, Dinophyceae, Suessiales, Symbiodiniaceae. The record is from the annotation of a GenBank genome assembly.